Molecule: messenger RNA, 1325 nt
Organism: Cajanus cajan (pigeon pea)
Lineage: Eukaryota; Viridiplantae; Streptophyta; Magnoliopsida; Fabales; Fabaceae
Product: ethylene-responsive transcription factor FZP
Biological process (GO): regulation of DNA-templated transcription
Molecular function (GO): DNA-binding transcription factor activity; DNA binding
Source: RefSeq, a predicted model, not a curated record
UGUACUCUCUUCUGGCACACUAUUUAACUCCCCAUUUCCUCACCUCAUUCCAUUUCACUCCAAAUUUUCUUUGCCAUGUCAACCUCUAGAACCUCAGAUACACCCUUCAAGGGAUAUGACCCCAAUAACCAAACUCAAAUGUGCCUCUCUCUCCUCCAACGCAACACAUCACCUUGUGGUGAGAGAAGAGGCAGAAGGAAGCAAGCAGAGCCAGGGAGGUUCCUUGGAGUUAGGAGGCGCCCAUGGGGCCGUUAUGCUGCUGAAAUCAGAGACCCCACAACCAAAGAGAGGCAUUGGCUUGGCACAUUUGACACUGCUCAAGAAGCAGCUCUUGCUUAUGACAGAGCUGCUUUGUCCAUGAAAGGAAGCCAAGCAAGGACCAACUUUGUUUACUCUGACAACAUCAACUUCCACACUCUCCUUUCUCCUGUGGAUGUUCAACUUCAAGUUCAAGUCCAACCCCUCUUGCCACCUUCACACUUUCUCACUAACACUAACACCACUCAGGCCAAACAACCAACCAACCACAAUAGUCUCUCUCAGGUUACUCAUGCUCCAAACUGUGGAAACCCCUCCCCAAUGAACAAUAUUGAAACUACACAUGGGUCAGCUCAGGAUGAUGAUUUCUUCUUUUCCAGUGAUUCUAACUCAGGCUAUCUGGAAUGCAUAGUUCCUGAUAAUUGCUUCAGACCUAGUUCAAGCUCCAGAAAGAGCAAUGUGAGUGAUCAAAAGCUUAACACAAGCUCCAUGGAGAGUACUCAUGAGUAUGAGUACCACUCACAUGUUGACAUGACCUCAUUCUCUCAAGAAAUGGCACCAAGGGAGUCAAACUAUUCAGAUUUUUAUUAUCCAAGUGAAGGAUCAUGGGAUUGGAAUAGUAGUGAACUUUCAGCAAUAUUUAAGAACCCAUUAAGGGUUGAAGAUGGGUGCAUGGAUGCAUUUAAUGAUAGUCCAAGCUAUGGGGUAAUGAAUCAGGGUGCUUCUUCAACUUCAACUAACUGUUCUCCAUCACUUCCAUCCUUUGGGGACGUAGACUUGGGAUACCCACUCUUCUGAGUUUCAGACUGAGGUGCAUUUAUCAAGGAGUACCUUAGUACUUGCAUUGCAUUGCAUGCACUUGUACGUUUUUUUUCUUUUUAUUUUUCCUUGUAACUUGGGUCUAGCAAACCAAGCCUUUUGCCUCUUCUAAUGUAAUUACUAAAUUGCACACAUGAUGGGGUGAGGUUUUGAGAUGUUCAAAAAGCUCCACUACCCUUUCAAAUCAAUGGAAAGCCUUUCCUUUGAUGCUCUGCCUAGUGCCUUGCCCCCCCUUCUGCUUAUUUAUU